Messenger RNA from Xenopus tropicalis (tropical clawed frog), 1911 nucleotides. RefSeq names its product dihydrolipoamide dehydrogenase (gene dld). Gene Ontology annotation, molecular function: flavin adenine dinucleotide binding; oxidoreductase activity; dihydrolipoyl dehydrogenase (NADH) activity. Gene Ontology annotation, cellular component: motile cilium; acrosomal vesicle. The record is from RefSeq and is a predicted model, not a curated record. Lineage: Eukaryota; Metazoa; Chordata; Amphibia; Anura; Pipidae. The transcript has 14 exons. The coding region runs from base 89 to 1618 and encodes 509 amino acids.
CUUUCCUCUCUGCACAUGCGCGUCUCGCACAGUCCUUGGUAGUGAGGAGACAGUAGGUUAGUGGGAGGAUAUAACCUACGGAGGCAAAAUGUACAGCUGGAGUCGCGUGUACUGCGUACUGAGCCAGAAAAAUCACUUUAGUCGAAUACCCCAUGGCUUGCAAAGAAUAAGUUUUGCAGCUUGGAGAAACUAUUCAGAGAAAGCACUUGAAGCAGAUGUCACAGUCGUUGGUUCUGGCCCAGGAGGCUAUGUUGCUGCCAUUAAAGCAGCCCAGCUGGGUUUUCAGACAGUUUGUGUGGAAAAGAAUGAUACACUUGGUGGAACUUGCCUUAAUGUUGGCUGUAUCCCUUCUAAGGCUUUGCUAAACAACUCUCACCUGUAUCAUUUAGCUCAUGGAAAAGAUUUUGCAAGCAGGGGAAUUGAAGUGACUGGCAUCCGUUUAAACUUGGAAAAGAUGAUGGAGCAGAAAAGUGGUGCUGUAAAGUCUCUUACAACUGGAAUUGCUCAUUUAUUUAAACAGAACAAGGUAGUACAUGUUCAAGGAUUUGGAAGGAUUACAGGCAAAAAUCAAGUAACAGCAACAAAGGCAGAUGGAAGCACCCAAGUCAUCAACACAAAGAACAUUCUUAUUGCAACAGGCUCAGAGGUUGCUCCCUUCUCAGGAAUUCCGAUUGACGAAGAAACAAUUGUAUCUUCUACCGGAGCAUUGUCUCUUAAGCAAGUGCCUGAGAAAAUGGUGGUAAUUGGUGCUGGUGUCAUCGGUGUUGAAUUGGGCUCUGUAUGGCAGCGGCUGGGAGCAGAUGUUACAGCAGUUGAGUUUUUGGGCCAUGUUGGUGGAUUGGGCAUUGAUAUGGAGAUCUCCAAAAAUUUCCAGCGUAUCCUUCAGAAACAGGGGCUAAAGUUUAAAUUAAACACAAAAGUCACUGGUGCAACCAAGAGACCAGAUGGAAAAAUUGAUGUUUCUAUAGAAGCAGCAGCUGGAGGAAAAGAAGAAGUUAUUACUUGUGAUGUAUUGCUUGUGUGUAUUGGUCGUCGUCCAUACACAGAGAACCUUGGAUUACAAGAAUUAGGGAUUGAACUAGACAACAGAGGAAGGAUUCCAAUUAAUAGUCGGUUUCAAACAAAAAUGCCAAAUAUUUAUGCAAUUGGUGAUGUAGUGGCUGGACCAAUGUUGGCUCAUAAGGCAGAAGAUGAAGGCAUUAUCUGUGUUGAGGGAAUGGCAGGAGGAGCUGUUCACAUCGACUACAACUGUGUUCCCUCAGUGAUUUACACGCACCCUGAAGUUGCUUGGGUUGGAAAGUCUGAGGAACAGUUAAAGGAAGAGGGUACAGAGUACAAAGUAGGGAAGUUUCCUUUUGCUGCAAACAGCCGAGCUAAGACCAACGCUGACACUGAUGGCUUGGUGAAGAUUCUGAGCCAUAAAUCUACAGACAGAAUGCUUGGAGCCCAUAUUCUUGGAGCAGGUGCUGGGGAGAUGAUUAAUGAAGCAGCUCUUGCUAUGGAAUAUGGAGCUUCAUGUGAAGAUGUUGCUAGAGUGUGCCAUGCCCAUCCGACUGUAUCAGAAGCCUUCAGGGAAGCUAACCUGGCUGCAUCAUUUGGCAAAGCAAUUAAUUUUUAACAGAAAAAUGUGUACAUAGGAUUUCUUAUAAAAUAAUUGCCCUUAUAAGGAAUGUCCUCUACAGUUUUUUUUCUGGCUUAUUCGGUGGACUCUUGUCAGGCACAGUUAUUUAACUGUUACACAAUGCAUUAAAUCAUUUCAGAUCAUUAGGAGGGGUGGCGAAUAUUAGAACACCAUUGUUUGUGAAUCUGUUUAUUAAUUGUUAUAUACUCUGUAAAUGUGCUGGACAUAAAGCUACAUAAAGUAGCUCUAUCAUGUUUUCUUCUGGUUAACUAAAGAGGCACUUUAUACCA